CUUAAAGGCAAUUAUAAUUCGACAUAACUUUUAUCUUUCUCUCUCCUCCGUCAACAGCCCCCUUCUCUCUCACCUCAACACUUAAACUCGCCGCUUCUCCCAACUGACCCAGUCGACUCGAUUCCGGCACCCAGCCGGAGCGUUGAGUCUUAUCCGCCACUGCCAAGCUCCUUCGACGACGUCCCGCCCUCUCCGUCUCCGGGUCUCCUUGCGUUCGUUGGCAUCAUAAGCCAUAAGGUAUCACAGAGAUUUCGAGUGUAGUGCUCCGGAGGCAGCCUAUUUCACUGUUCUCAAAUUUGAAUUUGCUGCUAAAGUAAUCGAUGUGCAUCCCAAAAUAGUGUUAUCAUCACUGAAGGACAAACUCCCGCCGCUAGCCAUCCCUCUCCCCCAAACCAAAUCCCUCAAUUAUUCGUACCGCUUUUAGGCCUUGCUACCAUCACGGCCUUUCCUUUGCAGUUCAGACUUCAGGGUUCUUCUUCUUGCCUUCUUUUUGCAAAUAUGAUUAAGCUCUUCUUCUUCUUCUUCUUCUGUAAGCGCUAAAUGUCGUCCUUUCAGAAGGAGACACGUGGUGACAACGUUCUUAUUUCGUUGGAUAAGCAAGAAUUUUUAACAGGGAUUACUAUAGCCUGUCGGGUUGUAUUUGUUACAUAACAAAGUAAAGGUCAUCAUUCUCUGCCUUUCAACAAGGUUAGUAGGUCUUCAUGUAAAAGCUUCUCUUUUCUCUGUUAAUGGAUUGAAACCCAGUUCUCCUUUUCAUCAUACAAAAUUUGGGUUACCCAAUCAUUUCAAUUACUAGAGGCUGAAAUAUUUUUGAGGUCAUGAGUAAGUUCCCAUUUCGUGGGUUUUCAACUUUUCUAAGUUCAACUGAGAAAGAAUCUAUCACUACUGAACCUAUAAUUUCUGGGAUUUUGAGGAGAAGGAACUGGAAUCCGAUUCCAUUACCCCACAGAAUGAUUCCCGAACCCCAUGGACAAGACCUUGAUUUUGUUAAUGUUUGCCACAGCCAUCUAAUUCAUUCCGAAUGGACUAAGCUUGACUCUAUAUCGAAUGGCUUGACCGCAUUUAGGGUAAAGCACCUUCUUUUAAAGAUUCAGAAGGACCAUGUUCUUUCACUUGAGUUUUUCAACUGGGUUGGGACUCAGAAGCCUAGUUUGCAGACUCUGGAAACCAUUUCCAUUAUUCUCCACAUUCUCACCAGAAACCGUAAAUUUAAGUCCGCGGAAGCAAUUUUGAGGACCAUUCUUGCCUCAGAUUCGAUAGACUUUCCUUCUAAGUUGUUUGAAGCACUAGUAUAUUCGUAUAGGUUAUGUAAUUCUUCUGCUUUUGUUUUCGACUCCCUUUUCAAGACUUUUGCGCAUAUGAGAAAGUUUAGAGAUGCCACUGACACUUUCUGUAGAAUGAAGGAUUAUGGCUUUUUGCCAACGGUUGUGUCCUGCAAUGCAUAUAUGAGCUCUUUGCUUGGUCUUGAUAGAGUUGAUAUUGCAUUAGCAUUCCAUAGGGAAAUGCGGCGCUAUCGGAUUUCACCGAAUGUUUUUACUCUUAAUAUGGUAAUGUGUGCUUAUUGUAGGCUUGGUAAGUUAGACAAGGCUGCUGAGGUUUUUGGUGAGAUGGAGAAUAUGGGUUGUAGUCCUACUGUUGCAUCCUAUAACACACUGAUUUCAGGAUACUGUAAUAAAGGUCUUCUGAGCGUGGCUAUGAACCUCAAAACAUUGAUGGGGAAGAAUGGCAUACACCCUAAUGUGAUUACUUUUAACACUCUUAUCAAUGGUUUCUGCAAAGAAGGGAAAUUACAUGAAGCAAAUAGACUUUUUAGUGAGAUGAAGGCCAUAAAGGUGGAUCCUAAUACUGUAACAUACAAUAUCUUAAUAAAUGGGUAUGGCCAAGAGGGUAGUUGUGAAAUGGGUAGUAGGCUUCAUGAGGAGAUGUCAAGGAAUCGAGUAAAGGCUGAUAUUCUGACCUAUAAUGGCUUGAUUUUGGGACUAUGUAAGGAAGGCAAGACAAAGAAAGCUGCAUAUCUGGUUAAAGAUCUUGAUAAGGAGAACUUAGUUCCAAAUGCAUCUACUUUCUCUGCCCUGAUUAGAGGGCAAUGUGUGAGGAACAACUCUGACCGUGCCUUUCAGAUAUAUAAAAGCAUGGUCAGGGGCGGUUGCCAUCCGAAUGCACAUACUUUCGAAAUGUUGAUUUCUACCUUUUGCAAGAAUGAAGAUUUUGAUGGAGCAGUCAAAGUCUUAAAGGAAAUGUUUUACAGAUCUGUGAUUCCUGAUUUGGAUAUAUUGUAUAAGCUUUGUGCAGGACUAUGCCAGGAUGGGAAACAAAAAUUGGUCCUGUUAUUAUGCUCUGAGAUGGAAGCUAGGUGCCUUGUACCUCAAGGUUUUGACAAAGAUAAGAUUACCUGCUCGGGACAUAAUAAUGAGAGCCAAGCAUUCAGAGAUAACUUUUAAGGAUCCAGAGGACGAAUCUACUGAAGUAACAUAAUUGAUGAUGAUAAUAAAUAUCAGAUUGCUUCAUUAAUUAAGUUAUGUUUUACUGUACUGUAAGUAUUUCUGCCAUUCCAAUAUUAAUAUUCUAGGUGACAGUUAGCAAAUUUUUCGAUGACAGUUAUUUAUGAUGAAUGCUAAUUAUGGUUGGUACGUAUUUUUCUUACAGUCCGACAAUUGUUUAGUUUUACUAAGACACUUAUUUUAUAUUUAUAAAUGGGUAUUACUAUAGUAGUGAUUGUUUUUAAUCACUACUGAUAAGCAUUUUUAGUAUUUUUGGCAUAUGAAUAAGUUGUAAGUCUUUUUUUUUACAUGAUGGAGUAUAAUGUAGUUACUUAAGAUUUCUCACAAAUUUUUAGUAAAUUAUGAAUAAUUUAGUAUGCUGAAAUCAUGAUUUAAACAGCUUGUUGCAUGUGUACUUGCUUUGAUAUUUAUAGUUGUUUCGAUAUUUAUACUCACGUGUAACAAAUUAUUUGAAUCCUAAUUUCAGCAUCUAUAGUAUACGGAAUUUCCUAAAAUUUUGUGAGAGGUUCCUAACUAUGUUUUACACUGCUACUUAAAAAAAAUAAGUUGGAACUUUUCUAUAUAACGAAAGUACUAAAAGUAUUUAUAGGUAGUGUAAAAACAAUUACUACCUGAUAAUUUUCUCAUAUAUAUAUAUUUUGGCAAUAUUUUUAUUAUUUAUAAUUGAAUUUUUUUUGACAAAAUACUUAUAUUUGAAUUUAACAAUAUUAGUUAGGUAAUUAUUGAUAGUUUUUUUAGAAUGAAUAGUUUCUAUUUUAUUAUUUUAAUAUUUAUAUUUUGUUUUAUUACAGGUAAAAAAUCACACAUUAUUAUUAUUAUAUAUAUAAAAAAGUAAUUUAGGAAGUUACAGGUGUCUUAUUAUCAUGGUUAUCGUUGUUAUUAUUGGCAACACGAUGUUUCAUUAGACAAUGGUGAAUUGUGCUUGCAACCCAGUAUGAUGGCAAUAUAUACUUGCGUAAAAUCGGUGAAGGUGUAUGGAUUAAUCAUAAAAAUUGAGGAAAGGAAGCUUACAAAAUAUGUGAAAGGGAACUGCUGGAAGCAAGGGGAAAAACGAAUUCUGAAAGGGGCGUGUUGCUACUUCAAUGCUGUAGCAUCACUACACAGCAAUGCAAGGGAUCAGGCAGGUAACGUGGCUAGAAGACAGCUGGACUUAAUGAGUGAAAUCAGCGCCUAUGUGGCUAGAAUUUUAAUAACUUAAGUCAGCUGGGUGAUGUGGCACUUGGAGGACAAUGUGGGAAUUGACUUUCCUAUUAGGGUAAAGGAAAGUACCCUAAGAGGAAGGGAGGAGCCCAAAAGAAGAGAGACCCCCAUUAUUGAAGAUAUUCUGAAUUGUUUAAAGGAAAGUACCCUAAAAGGAAGGGAGGAGCCGAAAAGAAGAGACCCCCAUUAUUGAAGAUAUUCUGAAUUGUUUAGAGAGAAGUACACAGAGAAAAGGGAGGACGAAAACAGAGAAAGGAGUACCAAAAAGAGGAGAAGAAGGCAGACGCACUGAGGGGGACUUGAGCUCACCAACUCAUCUCUCUCUCUAAUCUUUCCCUCUCAUUUUGUAUUAAUUUUCUAUCUAGUUUUUCUACUCAAACUCUAUGGAACUUCUACUUUCUGGUUAUGUGUUUGUAAUUUCAGUUAUGAACUAAGUUUUUAAGAGAUUUGGGUGGUUAUGAACCCUUUGUAUGAAGUAAUAGUUUGAAUGCAUGGUUAGAGUAAUUAUAUCA
Molecule: messenger RNA, 4213 nt
Organism: Humulus lupulus (European hop)
Lineage: Eukaryota; Viridiplantae; Streptophyta; Magnoliopsida; Rosales; Cannabaceae
Product: pentatricopeptide repeat-containing protein At4g26680, mitochondrial
Exons: 4
Coding region: 819-2441 (540 amino acids)
Molecular function (GO): protein binding
Source: RefSeq, a predicted model, not a curated record